Messenger RNA from Triplophysa dalaica, 1275 nucleotides. RefSeq names its product potassium channel tetramerization domain containing 8 (gene kctd8). Bases 433 to 1275 code for a protein of 280 amino acids. Gene Ontology annotation, biological process: regulation of G protein-coupled receptor signaling pathway; protein homooligomerization. NCBI's taxonomy places the organism in Eukaryota, Metazoa, Chordata, Actinopteri, Cypriniformes, Nemacheilidae. The record is from RefSeq and is a predicted model, not a curated record. Gene Ontology annotation, molecular function: protein binding. The transcript has a single exon.
UCGACAAAUGAUGUGAGCCUCUGUGUGGUGUUCCUCCUCUUUACCUUCCUCCCUUUCUCUCUCUCUCUCUCUCUCUCUCUCUCUCUCUCUCUCUCUCCCUCUCAGUAUCUCCAUUCUCCACAUUGUACUCCGCAUCUCUCUUCAUGAGCAGAGGAGCUGCCGGUGAGGAAACUUGACUCCUCUCUUUUCUUUCUUUCUUUCUUUCUCUUCUCUCUUUCUCGUUUUCUCUCUUUCUCUCUCUCUCAUCCUCUAGCAGCGAUGUAGUCCUCUCUCAAACUUUAAUAUCUUUUUGGCAAUGAAGCCUUGACUGACAUCAGUCACUCCAUCUUUCUGGACAUCUGUGGAUUCCUUCUUUUCUUCUUUUGGAGCUUUUUGCCCUGUUUCCAAACCCGCCUCAUUUCUUCCGUCCCGUCACGUGUUCGCGUUUGGACCAUGGCCAUGAAGGAAAUUGUACUCCCCAUCAGUGAGGUGUCCAGCCCGUACCCGGAGAUCGUGGAACUCAACGUCGGUGGCCAGGUGUACGUCACCAAGCGUUCCACCUUGGUCAGCGUGCCUGACACCACUCUCCACACCAUGUUCACCCGCUACACCCCGCAGGAACUGCCCCGCGACAGCCGUGGGCGCUAUUUCAUCGACCGCGACGGCUUCUUGUUUCGAUACGUUCUGGACUUCCUGAGGGACCGCCAGCUGGUGCUCCCCGAACACUUCCCGGAGCGAGAGCGUCUGCAGCGCGAGGCCGAACACUUCCAAUUGGGGGAACUGCUGAGGCUUCUAGGGCCACGUGUAGCCAAGCAGGGGUCGCUAAAUGACGAAGGCUGCCAAAGCGACAUCGAGGAAAGUUCCCAGAGUAGCGAGUUGGUGACUCGAACCGGAAACAGUGCCACCCAUCACGCCACGUCCUCCUAUGCCCUGGACAAGAGGUCAGGGUUCAUUACCAUUGGUUACCGGGGAUCGUAUACAAUGGUGAGGGAUAACCAAGCAGAUGCUAAGUUUCGGCGCGUGGCACGGAUCAUGGUGUGCGGCCGUAUAGCUCUAGCAAAGGAGGUGUUCGGGGACACUCUCAAUGAGAGUCGAGAUCCAGACCGUCCUCCGGAGAAAUACACCUCACGGUUCUACCUGAAGUUCACCUACCUGGAGCAAGCGUUCGAUAGGCUGAGCGAAGCCGGGUUUCAGAUGGUGGCCUGCAACUCUACAGGAACUGCUGCUUUUGUUAACCAGUACAGAGAUGACAAAAUCUGGAGCAGCUACACGGAGUACAUCUUCUUUAGUAAGUGA